AAACACGUAAGAACCACAGAAAAAUCAAGACAUGGGGCCAUCAAUUAAAACCUGGGUGGAAUCAAAUAUAGUGCAAUCAAAGGAUAUAGAAAUCAUUAAAGUAUGAGCGAGUUCUUUACUCUGAGUGGAAGUUGCUGUUUUGAAGAUUCUUGGAGACAUUAAAACUAAUGAAGCUAGGUGGUACUUUGUUUGUACCUAGUGUUCAAGAAUUAGCCAAACAAUCACUUGCAGAAGUCCCAGCUCGAUACAUACGCGAUGACCAGGACACAUUAGGUAAUAAUGUGACUGUUACGUCUAUGAUAGAUCAAUCAGUACCUGUUAUCGAUUUGCAGAAAGUACUGUCACCAGAACCCAUCAUCGGAGAGUUAGAAUUGGAUAGGCUUCACUCGGCUUGCAAAGAAUGCGGUUUCUUUCAGGUGCAUAUAUGCAUAUAUGUGAAUAUUCAAUUACGAAUAUGGAUUGUAAUUUUCUUUUUAUCGGCCGGUAGGAAUAAUGACGCCGACAUAUUAUGAUCGAUUAUGGUAAGGCAUUAGCAAAGUAAAUUGAGUUAAUGCAUGAUGUAAGUCGUAAACCAUGGAGUCGACAAUUUAUUGGUAGAGAAAGUGAAAUCAGAUAUUGAAGGUUUCUUCAAACUACCAAUGGAAGAGAAAAAGAAAUUUUGGCAGGAAGAAGGAGACGGCCUGGAAGGAUUUGGACAAGCCUUUGUUCAUUCAGAAGACCAAAAGCUGGAUUGGGGAGAUUUGUUCUACAUGGUCACCCUUCCCAAACAUAUGAGGAAGCCUAGGCUAUUUCCCAAACUCCCUCUACCUCCCAGGGAGACAAUCGAAUCCUACUCAUCAGAGUUGAGUAAACUUAGCUUGACUCUCAUUAAGUCUAUGGAGAAGGCUCUGCAAAUGAAGACUAACGUCAUGGCAGAGUGGUUUGAAGACGGGAUACAACAAAUGAGGAUAAAUUAUUAUCCUCCUUGCCCUCAACCGGAACAUGUCAUCGGCUUAACACCACAUUCAGAUGUUGGCGGUUUGACGAUCCUCCUUCAACUCAACGAAGUGGAUGGAUUACAGAUUAAAAAGGAAAAAAUGUGGGUUCCCAUUAAACCUCUACCUAAUGCCUUUGUAGUGAAUAUUGGAGAUGCUUUCGAGAUUAUGAGUAAUGGGAUUUACCGUAGCGUGGAGCACCGAGCAACAAUAAACUCAGCAAAGGAGAGGCUCUCAGUUGCAACAUUUCAUACCCCAAGAGCAGAUGGGGAAAUAGGUCCAAUACCUUGCAUGAUCACACCAGAGACACCUGCCUUGUUUAGAACAACUGGGUAUGAGGAAUAUUUUGAGAAAUUCUUUUCUCGUAAACUCGAGGGAAAAUCAUUCCUUGACUCCCUAAGGAUAGGAGAAGGCGAUGAACACUUCCCCCGCUUGGAUGUGAAAGGGCCAUGUAAUUGAAGUCAAAUUAAAAUCAACCCAUAUAAGCAAUGUACUUAUGAAUUUGGUUGUUAAUCACCCUAAUCUGCAUUUAUCCUUUUGGGUGGGACUCAUAUAUAUGCAAUAGUACCUACAGCUGAAUUACAUGGAUCCAUUGUUUGUGUUAAUAUGCAAUUCAAUGAUUCAAUUUUUCUGGUCUCAUACA
Messenger RNA from Papaver somniferum (opium poppy), 1617 nucleotides. Its product is annotated as probable 2-oxoglutarate/Fe(II)-dependent dioxygenase. The record is from RefSeq and is a predicted model, not a curated record. Lineage: Eukaryota; Viridiplantae; Streptophyta; Magnoliopsida; Ranunculales; Papaveraceae. The transcript is spliced from 3 exons. Bases 639 to 1433 code for a protein of 264 amino acids.